Molecule: messenger RNA, 264 nt
Organism: Heterobilharzia americana
Lineage: Eukaryota; Metazoa; Platyhelminthes; Trematoda; Strigeidida; Schistosomatidae
Source: the annotation of a GenBank genome assembly
AUGAAUAAUUUGACUAAUUUAUCAAGAAAAGCUGAUGAAAUAGAUACACCUGGUCGUAUAUCAUUGAAUGAAUUUAAGCAUGCGUGUUUACGUUUACCUAAUUGGACAGAGAUUAAUGAAAAAAUUGUCAUGGAUAUGGCACAUUCAAUUGAUAUUAAUAAGGAUGGUUUAAUUGAUUUCAAUGAAUUUCUUGAAACAUUUCGAUUAGUUGAAUCAGAUCAUAAUCAUCAUGAAUCAUUGACUAAUCCACAAAUAGAUGAAUAA